UGAUCACUGCGCCUGCAACCAACUUUCUAGGCUGGCUGUUUCAGACUUCCGUGCUUUUUUCGAUCAUGGCAGAACCAGUUGGACUGCAAUUCAAGCAUUUUAUGUGGAUGCUCAUCAAUUAAAAAGUUUGAAGUAAAUCCGAUAAGAUGCAUUUUCUAAAGAGUUUACCUUAUAACAAUUCAAUUGUGAGGACAGGGAAUCUGUUGCACCGUGGCCUGUAUAAAUUGAUUGGCAGAAGGCUUGAUUUGACAUAAAGCCUGCCUUAAUUAUCGUCCUUUCUCAUCUGUUGAAUUAGAGCCACAUACAUUGCGCUUACUUUUUGACUUGGCAGAAUUCUAUCUUUGAUAAUUCAUGGAAAAUGAGCAAUGGCCUGUUAUGAAAAUUAGAUCUGAAAGAGGGGAAUGACAAAGAAAAAAGCUCUUCUUACUCUGCCGAAUUGAUCUUUUCAAACAAUGAAGAUAACAGCGCUACUUAUAUUUUCUUUCUUCUGUGUUUUAUUUCCCCUUCUAAAAAAGAAACCAUCUAAGAUGGCAAAAAAGUUGUGUUCUUUUUGCUGUUGCUCUUGCUGCGGUUUAACUUCCCCUUCUAAAAAAGAAGCCAUUUCUAGGUCUCCUGACCAACAAAGCACUACAACCACGUCCUUGCCUUUACAACCUUCUGAAUAGGAGCCCAUUGCUGGACCUUCCACAACCACUAUGACUGAUUUUAACAAUUUUCUACACAAGUUCAAUGAUAUAAGCCAGAUUGAGGGUCUAAUUCCGGUUUUGGAAGAGCUGUUGAAGAUUGUGUCAGGAGAUAAGAGUGAUGAUAGAGGAUCUAGUUCAGCAGCAGGCUCUUGUAUUCAAGAUGGCCAAAUGAUCCUGGAGAUGCUAGAUAAACGCAUUGGCAAGCGUUCUUUAAAGAAAAAUUCUACAGAUAGCACAAUUGCAGAGAUUGAAAAUAUUUGUAUAGAAGUGCUCAAAGGCUCUGAGAAGAUUCCUAAAGUAGGAAUGGCACUUUGCAUGUUGGGAUCUGUAAUCGAGAGAUUUAGUCAGAUGUCUGACAACAAGAGUGAGUGCCUUGAAGUUUUGAGAAGAAUGCUUAGUCUUGGGAAGCAAAUUCUGCAGCUGAAUGAGCAAAUUCCAGACCAGAAGGAAAAACUAAAUGAGGCAGUUCAGUGCAUUGUUGUAGGAAGCAGCAUGUGCAUCUCCCAACUUGCAAGGUCCAAUAUUUUUAGGUUCAUGCUAGAUCAUUUGCCGUUGACAAGACCCUCUCUUGGUGAUGGUACAUAUUCCUUUGUGCAUUGAUGAGAUAAAAUUUUGUGCAUAAACAUUAAGUCAAGUGAAUGUAUUGCUAUUUAGAAAUGACCACAUCUACCAUCGUCUUCAACCAUGCAAAGAAAUGCAGUGAGAAGGGCUUUAAUCAACAUGCGUCUUUCUUCAAAGUUAUGCUUGUAUACUUUGCAGAGAAACUGGCAUUGUUGUACAUAAGCAUUUCUCUUAGGACAUGAGGAUGUCUGAUGCAGAUGAAGUGGGAUGUUGUAUUUGUAUAUGGAUGUGAAUUGUUGUAACAUUGUUAUGACGAUAUACAAUGUCCAUGAGCAAAUUGGUUUAGUUAUAUUGAUGAUAUACAUUGUAUCUGUACCCUUCAUGG
Messenger RNA from Cryptomeria japonica (Japanese cedar), 1632 nucleotides. RefSeq lists its product as uncharacterized. The transcript is spliced from 5 exons. The record is from RefSeq and is a predicted model, not a curated record. Lineage: Eukaryota; Viridiplantae; Streptophyta; Pinopsida; Cupressales; Cupressaceae. The coding region runs from base 696 to 1286 and encodes 196 amino acids.